AUGUCUAUCUCAAUGAUCCGAGCGCCUCUAUCGCCACCCAUUGGGCAUAUGCUCACUCUACCCUUCUUCCCUGCCCCAAGUCCACCCAAGUCAACGCAGGCAAAAAGAGGAUACGAGCAAGCCUCGUCUCUAACAACGAGCGACAGCAAGCAAUCAUAUUGUCUCUCCAAUAGCCUUGAGUCGACGCAGCAAGAACAGUCUGACUCUAUGUCCGUCGCUGAACUCGUAGCUGCGCGGACCCGGUGUCAACGUGCAUGUCGCCGUUUCAAUAAUGCGGGCGAAGUCUCUCGAAGGCAAAUGUUGGAGCUCUGGAAAGACAUUCUGAACGACCAGACCCCUCUGCCUCCACCUCAAGAGGACCCUCUAGACGAUGAUAUCCAGCUAGAACAUUACCCUUGGAUUGAACCUCCCUUUCGAAUCGACUAUGGACACAACUUGAAAGUGGGGGAGGGUGCCUUUAUUAACUUCGAUGCAGUCAUCAUCGACACCAGUUCAAUAACAAUCGGGGCGCGCACGUUGAUUGGCCCUCGGGUCAGUUUGUACAGCGGCACGCAUCCGUUAGACCCAGUUGAGCGGAAUGGCUUCAAGGGUCCUCAGAUCGGAAAAGAAAUCCACAUUGGAGAGGACUGCUGGCUAGCAGGCAACGUGACGGUCUUGCCUGGAGUGACUAUCGGGAAGGGGGCAGUUAUCGGAGCCGGCAGUGUGGUCAACAAGACUGUACAGUACUUCCUAGACGGCACCAGCAUUCCUACCGGAGUAGGGAUUAAGUGGGGGGAUAUGAUAUGUUUUGCAACGAUCGACGGUCUGGUGGGGACCGGUUUAACGGUCCUUCUCCGGGACCAUGCAGCAAGCGAGGCGAUAGACUACGUUGAUCAGGGACAGGGAUUCUCAUUCCUAGAGCUGCUGGAGAGGUCUCCAUCGUAG
Messenger RNA from Aspergillus brunneoviolaceus CBS 621.78, 924 nucleotides. Its product is annotated as trimeric LpxA-like protein. Gene Ontology annotation, molecular function: acetyltransferase activity. The transcript has 6 exons. The coding region runs from base 1 to 924 and encodes 307 amino acids. Lineage: Eukaryota; Fungi; Ascomycota; Eurotiomycetes; Eurotiales; Aspergillaceae. The record is from RefSeq and is a predicted model, not a curated record.